CAUAAUUCCCGCCGAAUUUGUGCGGCGCGCGUGAAUAAUUGGAUUUCAGCAACGCAGUCAUAAUGCAUAAAGCCAUAAUGGUAACACGAAACAAAAAAACAGCUGGGGCCUCGUUGUGGGUAAUUGUAACUUGGGAAAUUUUUAGGCAAGUAAAUGUCAUGUCGCACUAAUAAGCAAAUAAAGACGAUCAAAUAGGCCUACUUAGUCUAGGUAUAAGUGAAAACAAGAGCAAGAGGCUAAUAGGCUCUUAAUGCAUUCGUUUAUUGGUAGUUUUAUAAUGUGAAUAUUCAAGAUUCUUAACCGGAAUAUUGACAGUGCAACUUCAAAAAUAUUCAAGCCUAAAGCGGUGCUCCGUAUAGAUGGACAUUUCUUGUGAUUAAUGUUUACGAGAGGAAGUGCACGUCUCCCACCAAAAAUCAAUCCCAGCACUCGAGCAGACGUAUCUUCAACACACAGAGACCUCCGCGCGAAGGUGAAUUUAAUUAAAGUUCUAACUCCCUGCUCUGGCCUCGACUCGUGCACGACACGACGCCAAUCCAUAUCCCUCCGCGGCCGUUUUCUCCUAUGUGCGCUUGGUGGUUGCUGAUCAUACCCGCACAUAGGCACAGCGCUGGACAGACGAUGACCGCCCGUGCAGUGUGUGCAUAAACCUAAUCGCCCGAGCCGACAGUACAAUCAGCCGAGCUGCGCGCGUGCAUACCCGUUGGCGCUGAUUAGAACUACCUUGCUAUCAGCAGUAGAUAGCACUCGUUGGACGGUCUACCUGCCCAAGACAAAGAAGGGAAGAGGGAGAACAUGGCGACCACCGAGGCGAAUACCGAGCAGACGACAGGUUCAGGCGAGCCGGCAGACCAGACAGCCGCUGCCGAUGCCACCACCAAGGGAACCGAGCCUGAGAUGCGAGCUGUGGUGCUGCAGUCCUUCGGGGGUGCCAACCGCGUGAAGGUGAUGAAGAAGACCGUCCCGACGCCUAAGGAUGGUGAGGUCCUAGUCCGAGUCAAGGCCUGUGGUCUCAACUUCUUGGAUCUAAUGACGCGCCAGGGAUCGGUGGAUGACUGCCCCCGGACGCCUUUCAUCCUGGGCACGGAGUGCUCUGGGUACAUCGAAGCGUUGGGCACAGGUGUGGAAGACCUCAAGGUCGGUGAUCGCGUUGUUGCCUUCCAACGCAGCGGCACGUUUGCUGAGGCCAUCGCCGUACCCACCAAGUACGUCUACGAGAUGCCCAACAAGAUGACGUAUGAAGAGGGCGCCGCACUGGGUGUGUGCUACGCAGCGGCUUACAUGAUGCUGUACGAGGUGGCUAACUUGACUAAGGGCAAGACGCUGCUGGUGCACUCAGCCGGUGGGAACUUGGGCAUUGCCGUGUCUCAGCUCUGCAAGAUGGUGGAUGAGAUCAAGAUCUUUGGCACAGCGUCCACCGCCAAACACCAAGCUAUCAACGACAAAUUUGACCACCUCUUUGACCGCACCGCAUGCGACUACGUUGAGGCAAUCAAGAAAAUUGAACCAAAGGGACUUGAUAUUGUGCUAGACUGUCUUUGCGGCGAGGACACAAACAGAGGCUAUGAUUUGCUCAAACCCAUGGGAAAAUAUGUUCUGUAUGGAAUCUCCAAUGUCGUUACUGGCGAAACGAGGAGUUUCUUCAGCUACGCAAGAACAUGGUGGAACGUGGACAGCGUGAAGCCGGGAAAACUCUGGGACGAGAAUAAGUCCAUGUCCGGCUUUCAGUUCUACCACUUUCUGUUCAACCAAGGCGGCGAGGAGGCGGUCACUACAGUCAUGAACGAGAUCUUCAAGCUUCACACAGUCAAUAUUCUCAACCCGAUCAUCGACUCCACCUAUGCCUUCGAGGAGGUUGGAGAGGCCAUGCUAAAGAUGCAUGACCACAAGAAUGUCGGGAAAAUACUCAUCAUACCAGAACAAGAACCAAAGCCAAAGCCUGUGACCGUGACAGAGACAGCUGCUUCGGAAGCCAGUAGCACAGACGACGUCAAAGAACCAGACACACCCAAGUAAACCGGUUUGUGAAGAGACACCGCCUGAGUAAUCCCUCCCGUGUACUAAUCUCGUGAUUUGAAAUUCCUUAAUCGGAUUACAUAGGAUUAGAACCAUAUAAAGCCUUAACAGCCACAUUAAACAUAAAUGCGUAUACUGAAAUUUUUUGUUUGCUCUGUCUAAUGCAAAACCAUUAAUGUAUGACUGCUGCCCGUUAUAUCACUGUCAAAGGUCUUUUAGAAAACUGAAAUCUAACUUGCUUCUUGAUGGCAAAAAUACUAACCAUUUGAGUUUAUACCACAGAAUCCGUUUAAGCCUGAAAGGAACCGAAAGGACUUUACAACGUUCUAAGAAAAAUUGCAAACUGCCACCGAAAAAAUAAAGCAGUUUGCGACUAGACUUCGUCGAACGACUUGGAGGAAUUAAAUUGGUCGGGUUAUUGAGUAUUGUGAUUAAAACUAUUGUUUGAAGAUUAAGUUGGUGUUAUGAGAAGUAAGGCAAGUUUUGAACAGGUAUAAUGUUAUGGUUGAAUUAUGGUAUAAUUGGUUGAUUUUGUUUCGUUCAUAGAUGUAUGGUUAUGUAUUAAUUUUGUGAAAUUGUAAGUUUACAAGUAGGCCUAUAUAAUUAUGACGUAUAAGAUGACGCUUAAACUAAUUAAUCAAGUGAUUUUAAUAUAGGUGGUACCAAAAAAGGGGAAAGUUUCGAGUAAGAGCUAGAUGAAGUACAGAACAAAAUUUCAAAUGAGUUUCACAAUAUCAGCUGCAGUGGAGGGUGGGAGAAAUAAGAUUUAUCGACGGGGAAAAUGGAACAGACGGUUCACUUUCGAUAUUUUUUUUGUCAGAAAUGGUUGGUACUUUCUGUAAUGAACGCUUCACGUUAUACGCGCUGAAUUAUAAAGCGAAAAAGACGCCUGGUUUACCGACAUAAUCCUAACAUACAUGUACAUCAAAAUGCCUUCCAUAAAUACAUGAUUAUUGAACCUUCCAUGAAAUUAUUCACACAAUAUAAGCAUUACGAGAAUGUACAUAAAAUGUUGGUGCUUGCAUGACUCAGUGUAACGUAAUGAGUACAUUAGGUGCAUGCGUAUAUAUAUAUAUGUAAAUCAGAAUAUAGUCGGCAGUGCCGUGGGAUUCGCGCCAUUACAAAGGAGCUUCUCGAUGCCACAUUAUCAGUAACAUAAUGACAUAAUGAAUCACAGGCGACGGAUCGUAUCUGCGAUCUUUCGUCCUCUUUCGGAGCUGCAUGGUUUCGGUACGAAUGAAGGUCUAACUGCGUUCGGACGCCCAAAGCGUCGCGUCGCAAGCCCACCAUGCAAAUAUCGCAGACAUUCCGACUGAUACGUAUCAUAGGCAUGCAGUCGCAGACUGUCUGCAGUGUGAUUACUGGUCGUUAGUGUUGAUGAAGCUUUCUGGUAUCGUUGCGAUCUACGAAUACUCAGUUAACACAUUGAAUAAGAGUCAAUCAGCCCAACACUGUAGUUUUAUCUGUAUAUUGAGAUGUAGAGAGAGACAAUAUAAAAAAAUAUAGUUUUAUAGAGGAAAAAUACUAAUAAUUAUACAAAAUAGUGAGGAACUGUUUGCAUACACGUUGUUUGUUCAAUCAUGCAAUGCAAUAUGAAAGUUGUUGGUAAAAAGAAAGUUUGGGACAUUAUAUAGUCGACUGUGUCUUUAGAAUUACCGAUGUAGGGCCUAAACGUAGUUUGUUUUGUGGAUGUCAUAGAUCUGUACAUCUUUGAAAGCCAAAACAUUGUGGAAAAAAAUAUUGCCAGUGUGAUAUUAAAGUCGGUGGCACUUUAAGCAAUGUAAAAUGUUCGCCUAAGCUUUCAAAAUCUAAAUAAUAAUCAAUGUAGAUCGAAAUAAUUGCAAUCAUGUUCCUUUAUCAAAGAACCCGUCUAAUUAAUAACGAAAAUUAUUAAAUUGUUGAAGCAUUAAACACACAUAUAGUAGGGCCUAAAGUGGGCCUCAAAACGGCGCCGUGUUAUACAUGCAAUAUAGAAACAAUGUUAUUGCGUCACACCAAACAAUUUCGAAAUUUGGGAUUGUUCUUUGUCUUUGGCCUCACCAGAUUCUAUAGGCUUUCUAAUACAUGUACUUGGAAAAAAUUCUGAAACAAUAAUUACGAGAAAAUGUUCUGAACCAGGAGUUGCAACUUUCCUCCCCUAGAUCCGCCGCAAGCACUCAUUAACAACUCUUGUAUUAUCAUGGUCAGAUUCAUAAAACUAUAAUACUGAGCAAAAGGCAGCAAACCCCGUUGAUGCCCGAUGCAGGUAUAUCGUUCUUUGUUAUGCUUUAGAAUGAUUCUGCAACUAUAAGGAUUACGCUGAAGCCGGAACGAGGCCAUAACCUAUAACCUAUAUGGCUUGUGACGCGAAUAGAAUUAUGUUAUGUGUUCUUUAUCAAGCUUCUGUUGAACAGACUUAGGCCUAAUUGGUUAUUUAACUAAAAGCAUGAAUGAAUUAUUGCAUGUGAAUUAAACCUCGUCAAUUAAAGAACUGGGUUCAGACUAUAAUGGUGUUGACAGCAGUAAUUGUAAAAAAAAAAUCGCUUGAGCUGUGAAGUCACAAAGCCCAUUACGUUGCCACCAUGACUGUGAUUAGUUUAGACUAUGAAAAUACUUCAGAUAUUAUAUUGGGAACUUCUCUCACAGUACGAUGCAUAAUUGUUUUGGGGUGUUUUUUUUGCAUUGUGCGAAUACCUCGGAAGCUUCACUAUACUUGGAACACAUGUACAGGUUGCUCAGACACUUGUUCAAGCAUGAUGCAGACAUUUUGUGCAAGACCAGUUUAAAGUUAUAGUUAGAAUUAAUUUUAUGAAUGCACAAGACUGUAUAAUGAAUCACUUAUAAACUUAAAACAGAGCAGUAACUAACCAGUGCAAAUAUAAUAAAAGCCAAAUAAAGAAUACAUUUA
Molecule: messenger RNA, 4903 nt
Organism: Patiria miniata (bat star)
Lineage: Eukaryota; Metazoa; Echinodermata; Asteroidea; Valvatida; Asterinidae
Product: synaptic vesicle membrane protein VAT-1 homolog-like
Exons: 9
Coding region: 796-2016 (406 amino acids)
Molecular function (GO): oxidoreductase activity
Source: RefSeq, a predicted model, not a curated record